AUGAGGCUGUCAAUAUCGUGCGAUGCUUGUCGACAAGCGAAAGUCAAGUGUGUCCACGAGGGACAGCCGCCUUGCCAGCGUUGCUCAAAGAAUAAAAUCAAGGAUUGCAGCUUGACGGAUCCCCGGGCCUCAAAAUCCAAGGCACGCAAGAACUCCAGUGCGAGUGGGACUCCCAAAAAGCGAAAAACUUCGUGUGAUGUAUCACCUGGCCCGGAAAAUGUGCGGCGACGCAUUCCUGAGAAUCCCGCCCAAUACUCCAAGGAUCCUAUCAAAGCCUUAUCACCGGCGGUUGUGGUCAAUGCCGUCGAGAUAUACAGGAAGAAAUUUCCAAUCACUAAUUUUCUCCACUAUCCCACGUUGAUCUCGGACAUUUCAUCCGAUGUGCACUCCGUGGACUCGGUUUUUGUCGCCUCGCUUCUAUCUCUAUGCGUGCGGUUCAUGACCAGCGAGGAACUCGAAGCAGAAGAUGUGUAUGCCGAUUUCGCACGCAAGCAUCUCGCUCAUCGUGUACUUGAGGCACCGUCGCUUUAUCUCGCCCAGUCGCUUGUGAUGAUCUCAUUUUACGAAUGGGGGACUGGACGACCCUAUCAGGCUUGGAUGUAUAGCGGGAUGGCAACCUAUAUGAUACAGUCUCUGCUAAAGAUGUCAGAUGACAGUAUGGAAUACAGUCCUCAAGAUUUCCAUGCCUCGCAAACACAAUAUGAGCAGUUGGUUCGGACCUAUUGGUGUUGCUUUGCACAAGACUGUGAGCUGAGCUCUGGGGCUCGUCAGCAUUUCGCGCUUUCAUUCUCUCAUAUCUCAGUUCCUCUCCCGAUCAGCGAUCGAGACUUCACUUUCAAUCAUACACCAACUCACAGGCUGAUGCCCGCUGAUAUGAAUAAGAGCUGCCUGCUUGCGAGGGGUCUGACCAUCGAGCAUGGGCUUACAAUCGUCACUCGUGGAUUUGACAUAUUUAUUCGGAUCCUGCGAUUUGCCAAUGAACAUCGAAGAUCGUUGGCUUCUUUGUCGUCUAGUGGCUCCGUGACACCACCGCUCCUAUUGACUUGGCAAAAGCUCAAAGAGGAACUUGACGAGUGGAGGUCGCUCCAGGAUAUCACCGUUCACUACCCAGCCACUAGUGUUCAAACCCACGUUGCUCUCGGAUACGGAGAGCUGUUUGCAUACAUAAAUCUUGUCUAUUGCAUGAGCAUCCUCUUCCUACACCGUGACCGCUUCCUGUCCAAUCUCAAGCCCCAUUCAGACGUCUUUCACGACAUGAACGACACCGAAGGCGAACCCCACACAAUCGAUCAACUCUUCAAAGCCGCCCAACAGAUAGGCAGUAUCCUAGCCGCACUAGAUGCCUCCGGCGCCCCAGUCCUAUCACCUUACUCCGGCUUCAGCAUCUUCGUCGCAGCCCACAUCAACAUGUACGGCACGAUCUCACCACACAGAUACCCAGGGGGCCUCGAACGAGCCGAAGAAGAGAAACGCGGCAAUCUCGCCUACCUGGAACGACUAAGCAAAGUAUGGCCCGUAGGUCGCAGCUGGUGGCGAACGGUCCAAGAUGCGAACCGAUUCUACGAAACGGUGAAAAGCACACAAACAACCGCAGAGUCCGAGAUCCACAGCCCGCAGGGCUUCGCAUUAGCCGGCACCCUGGAUGAAUACGGCGAUAUCCGCUCACGACCCAGUGCGCACGCGACAAGAGCUGCGACGGCCGAGUCCCGCGAUACCCAUAGCUCGCAUGCUGGGACUUCGCCUGGUCUGGAGGGCGGGGGCUAUUUGCCCCGGGAUGGUGCGGGUCAUGAGGUUGAGACCGAUAUGUUUCAGUGGCCUUUUAUCGAUGGGUCGUGGUCUCUUGGGUUUGAUACGGGGCUGGAUGGGUUGUGGUCGAAUUCUGGGCUGUUUGAUCCCAAUCCUAUGAGGUGA
This is a messenger RNA of Penicillium olsonii, 1911 nucleotides long. The record is from the annotation of a GenBank genome assembly. NCBI's taxonomy places the organism in Eukaryota, Fungi, Ascomycota, Eurotiomycetes, Eurotiales, Aspergillaceae.